Messenger RNA from Colias croceus (clouded yellow), 1802 nucleotides. It is a transcript of the gene pall, whose product is annotated as F-box only protein 28. Gene Ontology annotation, biological process: protein polyubiquitination. The transcript has 9 exons. Bases 169 to 1374 code for a protein of 401 amino acids. NCBI's taxonomy places the organism in Eukaryota, Metazoa, Arthropoda, Insecta, Lepidoptera, Pieridae. Gene Ontology annotation, molecular function: protein binding. The record is from RefSeq and is a predicted model, not a curated record.
CAGCAAUAUCUUGCUCGACGUUCUAUGUUCUAGGAGAAACAUCGGGAAAACUCAAAAUGCUUUAUUGUUUUAUGUAAACAUUUAGUAAAUGUAGUAAAGAUUAAUUGUUGCGCGAUCAAUGUGAAUAAGCGUGUCCGUUUUGCUGCUGUGUGAUAUUUUUGUGACAAAAUGGAUUUUCUAAGUCUUCCAGUCGUUGUGAUUGAAAAUAUACUAACGUAUCUUUCUUACGAUGAAGUUGCUAGAAACAGGCUGGUAUCAAAAGCGUUCAACGAUAUAUGCAUGCGAAUGUUGAACCGCGGCUUCCUCAUGAUCGAGAGGAGGCAUGCCUUGGCGUUGAAGAGCGUGAAGGCGCAACUGCCGCGUCGGGAGUCUGAGCGCAGAUAUCACCCAUUGGCAAGACACUGUGAUAUUUUGACAUCAAUUGAAACGAGGAUUUCAAUGCUCAACAUGACAUACUCGAAAUUUAUUGACAGUGGUAUCUGCUGCUUCAUACCAGGAAAGGUGAUAGACGAAAUCCGACGCGUGUUAAGCAUAGUGGAGACAUCGAAAACGCCACCCCGUGCUCACGAAGUGUUGCAAGAGUUAAGAGAUAUAUCUAGUAUGGCAAUCGAACAUUUUGACGAUAAAAUAUCGCCAGCGUUCCGUAAGAGAUUGCAGGAAGGUGUUGCCAUGCCACCGCCGAGACCGUCGCAAGGUGUUUUAGCGCCAAUAGCCAUGCGACAAGAGAUAUUGCAUCUUCGCCGACGGUCCAUAUUAAACGCUAAGCUAUCGUUAUACUUGGCGUCACAAUAUAAAAAGUUUUAUAAACGGAUGGUCGAAUACAAACGUAUCGCGUGGCGACAGAGGAAAACUAUACGCAAUAUGAAUAAACGGCAAAGGGACCAGGAUUCCGCUAUUGCGGAUUUAAAGAAGCGUAUCGAAGAAUGUGAUAUAAAGUAUAGCGAAUUGACGCACACCAACCAAGCCGUUGGCGGGAAAGUUAUAGCUGCAGCAGCGGCCACAGAAGGUACGUCAUCAGCGCAACCAUUGCGACAUUUCGGGAGUCAAAUCAAAUUGGAUCUAUCCGUUUUGCCGAUCGGCACGUCCAAACGGACAUCGAAUAAAUUGUUGCCAAAUAUCAAGCCGCGGAAACCGCUCAUAAAACUGCCAAGCUUGUCUGAAGAUGUUAGCGAUAAGACGGAAUCGAACCCACUGCCAUCUACAUCGAACCAGAGUCCGAGACAGAAAACACAAUGCACCAUGGCGAAAAUACGCGGAAUAACGAACGAAAUAAGACACUUGAGCAAUCUGUCAAAAAGUUUCGAAGGAAAAUUGAAACGCCCGCCAAAUUCGAAUUUGGAAGAGACGGAAAGCAAAAAACAAAAGCUGGAUUAAUUGUCUGUGGUUGCUUGUCUAUGCUCGAUAUAGUGUUCAAGUUUUUGGUUGUCUAUGGUCGUUUGACGUUUGUUUUAUCUGUGCUAGCGUUUCCUAGGCCGGUGAAAAAAAAAACAAAAUUAAUAAAAAACGUGUCCACUUUCAUUUGUAUAGAAUAUAUAUUUAAAAAUAUAUACAAUUAAUCAACCCAGUACUUUGUAAGAUGUUUAUUAGGUAGAGUUUUAAUCUUUCAUUGAAAGUAUUUAGUUUAUUUUAUGUAUAUAUUUGCUCAAACUUGCAUGACAUGCGAUUUAAUAUGACCCGUAAAGGAAGGAAAUUAAAAAUAAGAAUUUUAAUUGGUAAAGAGAAAAAAACUAAAACCUUCUUUUGUUCUCUAUUUAUUAAAAAAAAGUAUUAGAAGGUCGUCGAUUUUGAUUGUAUUAAAUAAA